AAGUUAUAGCUUCAGUCACCAGAAGCUGGUCCUUCCAUGAAAGUGGCAGCCUUACGUACACUGUCAUAUACUCUAAAAACACUGGGUGAGGUCCCAUCUGAAUUUAAGGAAGUUCUUGACAACACUGUAGUUGCAGCAGUGUCGCAUUCUUCGAAGCUGGUUCGGAUUGAGGCUGCUUUGGCAUUACGUUCAUUGGCUGAAGUUGAUCCAACUUGUGUUGGUGGUUUAACUUCAUACGGGGUGACCAAUCUUACUGCUUUAAGAGAGAGUGUUUCUUUUGAAAAGGGAAGCAAUUUACAGUUUGAGCUCGAUUCUUUGCAUGGACAGGCUACUGUCUUGGCAGCUUUAGUGUCUAUUUCACCAAAAUUACCUCUUGGUUACCCAGCAAGGCUUCCCAGAUUAGUGUUUGGAGUUUCAAAGAAAAUGCUGACAGAACAUAGUCGCAAUCCUGUGGCAGCCACAGUUGAAAAAGAAGCUGGAUGGUUGCUUUUAUCAUCUUUAUUGGCUUCUUUACCAAAGGAGGAGCUUGAAGAGGAUGUCUUUGAUAUUCUUGCCUUAUGGGCUACUCUCUUUGCUGAGAAUCCAGAAAAUGAAAUUAAGAAAACUGAAGAUUUAAUGUCAAGAAUUUAUGUAUGGUCUGCAGCUGUUCAUGCACUCACAGCAUUUAUAAAAUGCUUUAUAUCUCCUAAUGUUGUGAAUGAUGGAGUUCUACUUCAACCAGUUCUUGUAUACCUUAGUAGUGCAUUAACAUACAUAUCAACAUUAAGAACCAAGGAACUAGCACAUGUAAAGCCGGCAGUGGACAUCUUCAUCAUCAGAACUUUAAUAGCUUACCGAUCUCUUCCUGAUCCAGUGUCAUUUGAAAGUGACCAUCCUCAAAUUAUUCAAUUAUGUACAUUUCCAUUCAGGUUUGCUUCAGAAUGCGAAGAAAGUUCGUGCUUGAGGUUGCUGUUAGACAAGAGAGAUGCAUGGUUGGGUCCAUGGAUUCCUGGAAGGGAUUGGUUUGAAGAUGAGCUUCGAGCUUUUCAAGGUGGAAAAGAUGGCCUUAUGCCUUGUGUAUGGGAGAAUGAAAUUUCUAGCUUUCCUCAGCCGGAGACAAUAAGCAAGUGUUUGGUGAAUCAGAUGCUUCUUUUCUUGGGGAUCUUAUUUGCUUCUCAGGAUAAUGGUGGUAUGCUGUCCCUUCUUGGCAUUAUUGAGCAGUGUCUGAAAGCUGGGAAAAAACAACACUGGCGUGCAGCUAAUAUCACCAAUAUUUGUGUGGGCUUACUUGCAGGCUUUAAGACUUUGCUUUCGUUUCGACCCCAAACAUUAGGACAAGAGAUUCUGGGUUUGGCACAAUCUAUUUUUCAGAGUAUUUUGGCGGAGGGAGACAUUUGUGCAUCACAGCGUAGAGCAGCGUCAGAAGGACUUGGAUAUUUAGCUCGAUUUGGAAAUGAUAUAUUCACUGCAAGAAUGACUAGAUCACUACUUGGUGACCUAAAUGGAGCAACCGAUUCCAACUAUGCUGGAUCAAUUGCAUUGGCGCUUGGCUGCAUUCAUCGCAGUGCAGGAGGAAUUGCAUUGUCAACUUUAGUGCCUGCAACAGUGAGCUCUAUCUCCUCACUGGCUAAAAGUUUGGUAGCUAAUCUGCAGAUCUGGUCUAUGCACGGGCUUCUUUUAACUAUUGAAGCUGCUGGCUUGUCCUUUGUUUCCCAUGUCCAGGCAACCCUUGGUCUUGCUAUGGAUAUUCUCUUAUCUGAUGAGAAUGGUUUAGUAAACAUUCAGCAGGGAGUUGGCCGCCUUAUAAAUGCUAUAGUUACUGUUCUUGGUCCUGAGCUUGCCCCAGGAAGCAUUUUUUUCUCACGCUCCAAGUCUGCCAUUGCUGAGAUAAGCUGCUGGCAAGAAACUUCAACAAUGCUUGAGAGUGCACGCUUUACGCAACAACUUGUUCUUUUCGCACCACAAGCCGUUUCUGUGCACUCCCAUGUUCAGACUCUUCUCUCUACUUUGUCAUCAGGACAGCCAACUUUACGGCAUCUUGCUGUGUCUACUUUAAGGCAUCUAAUUGAGAAAGAUCCGGCUUCAGUUAUUGUUGAGCAGAUUGAAGAUAACUUAUUCUUUAUGCUGGAUGAGGAAACUGAUACUGAAAUUGGUAACUUAGUUCAAACAACAAUUAUGCGAUUACUCUAUGCGUCAUGUCCUUCAUGUCCUUCACAUUGGAUAUCAGUAUGUCGCAAAGUGGUCCUUGCGACGUCAAUGAGGAACGUCGAAAAUAAUAAUGUUGCAGCAAAUGAUAACUCAGAUGGUGAUACAAGGUUGAACCUUGGGGAUGACGAAAAUAUGGUUUCUAGCUCCAACAGCGUGCAGAGUUACAAGUUUCAAGCUUCCAUAGGUUCUGCUAAUAGAGAGAAGUACCUCAGAUAUCGAACCAGACUUUUUGCUGCUGAAUGUUUAAGCCAUCUACCAGAUGCUGUAGGAGGAAAUCCUGCACAUUUUGACCUCUUUUUGGCAAGGAAAGAACAUGGAAGUGGACAGGCCAAGUGUGAUUGGCUAGUUCUCCACUUGCAAGAGUUAAUAUCACUUGCUUAUCAGAUAAGCACGAUUCAAUUUGAGAACAUGCAGCCAGUAGGCGUGUGUCUUCUUGGCACCAUUGUGGACAAGUUUGAAAAAGUAGCUGACCCUGAGCUUCCUGGGCAUCUUCUCCUAGAACAGUAUCAGGCCCAGCUAGUCUCUGCAGUUCGCACCACCUUGGACACAUCUUCUAGUCCUAGCUUAUUGGAGGCAGGCUUGCACUUGGCUACCAAGAUACUGACUAGUGGAAUAAUCAGUGGAGAUCAAGUGGUGGUCAGGCGCAUAUUCUCAUUAAUUUCACGCCCAUUGAAUGACUUUGAGAACAUUUAUUAUCCUUCAUUUGCAGAAUGGGUAACAAGCAAGAUCAAAAUACGACUUCUGGCUGCUCAUGCUUCGCUCAAGUGUUAUAUAUAUGCAUCCAUGAGGAAGCACCAAGAUGGAGUACCAGAUGAGUACCUGGCAUUAUUACCAUUGUUCCAAAAGAGCUCAAGUAUUCUGGGGAAGUACUGGAUCCAUACAUUAAAGGAUUAUAGUUAUAUAUGCUUGUGCCUGGGCCCAAAGAGGAAGUGGAAUCUUUUCCUUGAUGGACUCCAAUCACCUAUUGUUUCUUCAAAGUUGCAUCCCUGCUUAGAUGAAUCUUGGCCUGUAAUUUUGCAAGCACUUGCACUUGAUGCAGUUCCUGUGAAUUCUGAAGUAAAUGAUUGCCCCAAAGCCCCAGUCGAAAACAACCAAAAAGACAGUGUCUCUACAUGUCAAUGCAGCAUGGUUGAAUUGAAGUGUGAAGAUUUUAAGUUCCUGUGGGGCUUUUCCCUUCUUGGUCUGUUUCAGUCACAACAUCCUAUCCUUUGCAGACCAAUUAUACAGCUGGCCUUCGUUAAUGCUAAGCAUGGUGGGAACUUGCCAAAUAAUGAAGUGAAACCCUCAGGCUUGAAAUUAUAUGAAAUUGUACUACCUAUGUUUCAAUAUCUUGCUACUGAAAGAUUUUUUGGAACGGGAUUGCUUACCAUGGAUAUAUGCCAAGAACUGCUGCAGAUUCUUUCAUAUUCCACAUACAUGGAUAAUGCUUGGAAUAGUCUCGCGAUAUCUAUUUUAUCACAGGUUGCACAGAAUUGCCCACCAGAAAAUUUUAAUACUGAAAAUUUUGCUUUGAUAGCAAUGGAACUUUGUUUAGGCUACCUUUUUAAAGUGUUUCGGAGCACUGACACAAUUUCAGCGUCUCUUCCGAACUACGAUGUAAAUGUGAUACAUACACUAUGUAGCACAGUAAAGGCAGUGAUUAACCGCAUUGAGACCAAGAUGCUUAAGCAUUCAAAAUCAGUGGUUCUGGCAUUAGUUUUAAUUGGCUACGAGUGCAUUAGAGAGGCUUCAACUGAAGUGUGCUUAUCAGAAGCCAUUGACAUGGUCAACUGUACAAGCCCUUUAUUAAAGAGAAUCAUUGAUGAAGAGGCUGAGCUUGAUGGUAGCAUUCUACCACUAAGAGAAGUGUUCCGGACUUGUCUGAGCAUAGUUGCUGCUCUGACUAAGGAUUGCAUUGAGGGAUUCCAUUUGCAGGAGGUUAAAAGUUUCAACCAACGCAAGCUAAUACAUACAAAGCUUGCAUUUGCUCUUGAACAAAUUAUUUCAAUUGCCAAACUGGCUCUUGAAAUUAAAUAUGUUGAAGAUUGUGAUGGAAGCAACUCUAUUUGUGUUAGUGCACUGAGAUACUGCAUUCGAUGCAUGCAAACUGUACUUAGUGAUUCAAAUAUUCAGGUUCAAGUAAUAGGCUUGCAAUUUCUUAAAGCCAGGAUACAGAAAGUUGUAAAUGCAGAAGAUACUUCUUUCUUAAUGUUUCUUGCUGGGGAGCUAAUUACCGAUAUUUUCACUUUGAUCCACAAAAUGUUGAAGCAGAAUACUAUAACAAGAGACUCGGUAACCAUUGUUAGUGAAUGCUUGAGUCUCAUGGUGCUUUUACAAACCCAGUCAAAAGGUAAUGACUGCCAGAGAAGUUUUAUGCACCUGCUUCUGGAGGCCAUUGUCAUGAUUUUCUUGUCAACAGGAGAUGGGUUCUCUCAGGAAGUCAGUGAUUUAAGAAGCACAGCCAUUAAGCUUGUUUCACGCCUUGCUCAAAUCCCUUCAUCAGCAAUUCAUUUCAAGGAUGUUUUACUAUCAAUACCUCCUAUGCACCGCCAGCAGCUUCAGGGUGUAAUCCGAGCUUCUGUAACACAUGAUAAAAAUCCAACAGAACUAAAAGUACCAGUUUUGGACAUAAAAUUACCGAAGCCAUCAGGAGGAACUGAAGAGAAACAUUCUGCAUCGUCAGCUGCUGUGAUGCAAAGAGAUGAAAAUAACAAGGAAGAAGAUGAAGUCAGUGAAGAUGAUUGGGAUGCUUUUCAGUCUUUUCCUGUCUCUAAAAAUGAGGAUGAUGAUGAAUCAAAAGCAGAGUAUGUUUCUGAAAGCAAAGAUCUUAGCCAUGUUGAAAGAUCAUCAGAUAUGGACGGUUCUGUUGGAGGUGUUGAGUCUCAAGAAUACUCUAUUCCCAAAUCCAUCAAUAGUGGAAAGGAGCAGAAAGGUGGUGAAUGCCUGGAGGCUGCCGAAGAGAAACAUGAUCAAACUAAUUGUUGUGCUAACGAGCCUCAUGAUAAUGAGCAUCAAGAGAUGGAGGAAGGACGGCAAAGCUCUGGGCUUCAAGAAGAGGCGAUAUCAGAUAUAGGCGGUUCUGUUGAGCUGAAAGGUGAUGAAUGUCUGGAAGCUGUGGAAGAGAAACAUGAUCAAACUAAUUGUGGUUCUAACAAGCCUCAUGAUAAUGAGAAUCAAGAGAUGGAGGAAGGAAUGCAAAGCUCUGGGCUUCAAGAAGAGUUGACAUCAGAUAUGGGCAGUUCUGUUGAGCUGAAAGGUGAUGAAUGUCUGGAAGCUGUGGAAGAGAAACAUGAUCAAACUAAUUGUGGUUCUAACAAGCCUCAUGAUAAUGAGAAUCAAGAGAUGGAGGAAGGAAUGCAAAGCUCUGGGCUUCAAGAAGAGUUGACAUCAGAUAUGGGCAGUUCUGUUGAGCUGAAAGGUGAUGAAUGUCUGGAAGCUGUCAAAGAGAAACAUGAUCAAACUAAUCGUGGUCCUAACAAGCCUCAUGAUAAUGAGCAUCAAGAGAUGGAGGAAGGACUGCAAAGCUCUGGGCUUCAAGAAGAGGUGACAUCAGAUAUGGGCGGUUCUGUUGAGCUGAAAGGUGAUGAAAGUCUGGAAGCUGUGGAAGAGAAACAUGAUCAAAAUAAUCGUGGUUCUAACAAGCCUCAUGAUAAUGAGCAUCAAGAGAUGGAGGAAGGACUGCAAAGCUCUGGGCUUCAAGAAGAGGAGACGUCAGAUAUGGACUGUUCUGUUGGAAAUGUGGAGUUUCAAGAAUGUUCUAUUUCCAAAUCCACCAAUAGUGGAAAGGAUCUGAAAGAUGAUGAAUGUCUGGAGGCUGUUGAAGAGAAACAUGAUCGAAGUUAUCAUGGUUCUAACAAUCCUCAUGAUAAUGACCAUCAAGAGAUGGAGGAAGAGUUGCAAAGCUCUGGGCUGCAAGAAGAGGCGACAUCAAUCACAGGAAAUAAUCUAGUUUCUUGUGAUCAUAAACCUGAGGUAGAAGCUGAAGGGUCGAUUAAAGAAGAUUUAGUACAGAUGCCUGAACAAGUAGUAUCAGAUUCCCUGACACUUAAACAGGGUUUUUGUGAAUCAGGUAAUAAUGAACAGUUUAACAGAUGUGAUGAAAAUGCUAAGAAAAACAGUAGAAAUGAAAACAAGAGUCAUGAACCGCAGCAAGGAAUGUCUGGAAGUCCAGUAGAAAGUGAACAUACUAGUACAAAAUUAGAACCAUUUGCUGAAGACCAUAAAGAGUAAGAUAUAUUUGUCAAUUGAAGGGCGUCGUAAGAUGUAGCAAUUAUUACUCCCAUUGCAUGAAAAUCGCAUAAAAAUAUCUUAUUUUGAAGCAUUGUAAAGCUCUAUCAUCCAUUAGAGCCAUUUUUUCCAUUCCAACCUAAUGUAUUAUUUGUUGCAUCUACUAUUAUUUUUAUAACCUCACAAUCGUUGGUCAGGUUGACUUGUUUUGUUCUUACGUCGGGUUUCUAAUUCCCAAAGCUAUAUAGUUCUAUGA
Molecule: messenger RNA, 6649 nt
Organism: Gastrolobium bilobum
Lineage: Eukaryota; Viridiplantae; Streptophyta; Magnoliopsida; Fabales; Fabaceae
Product: protein SWEETIE-like
Exons: 39
Coding region: 37-6396 (2119 amino acids)
Biological process (GO): carbohydrate metabolic process
Source: RefSeq, a predicted model, not a curated record